Molecule: messenger RNA, 4176 nt
Organism: Botrytis sinoallii
Lineage: Eukaryota; Fungi; Ascomycota; Leotiomycetes; Helotiales; Sclerotiniaceae
Exons: 2
Coding region: 1-4176 (1391 amino acids)
Biological process (GO): protein phosphorylation
Molecular function (GO): protein kinase activity; ATP binding
Source: RefSeq, a predicted model, not a curated record
AUGGAUCAAUACUUCCCAAAUCCGAUGCCUCUCCAAAGGAGGUUAACCAAAAUCUAUACCGAUACCAAAAAUAUUUAUGAUUUCAUCAAAGAGCCCGUCAGAAACGUCGAAGACCAUGAACUUCAAUCAUUACAUCGAAAAUUACGCAUUCAACAAAGUCGUUUGGUCUCGUGGGGAUUGGAAUGGUCGGAUCCUUCACAGUCACCUGAUAUCGAUGAAUCAGUAUCCAAAGCUGGAUUGUCUGAAAUUGUCGGAAAUGUCAUGUCAACGAUCAAGGAAAUCUUGGCCGAAGCUGAACCAUUAUGGCAAUCGUCCAAAAGGUUGACAUCGGACGAGAGGCCAUCGGAAAAAUCGGAAAAGAGUGCUCUGAUUCAAUGGGAUAAAACGAGGUUUGAGGAUUUGAUUCGAGAUUUAACCAUGUCUAUUGAUACGUUAUAUGAUCUAUCAAAAACACGUCAAUCAGCAAGGACUGGUCUACAGACCUCGGAAGCAUCAAGCUCCAAAGACAACUCUUCAGGAUUCGAAGAAAGACAAUUCGAAUCAACGAGAAUGUCAGCACCACAGCAAAUAGACCCAGCAACAUUGAUCUGGACAGGAAAUCAAAUCAUUGCUACUCGUGGUACCUCGAGGUCAAUAUCAAACAACACAUUGAGACAGAUAGUUUUGAUGAGGAGAUCGGUCAAUUCUUCGGAUUUGAGGCAAGCCAUUGAUCAACCUCCUGAUCCGAUUCCGGUCUUGGUCGAAUAUGCCCCGUAUGAUCCUAUCUAUUCGGUUACCGGAAUCACUCCAUCUAUGACUCGAUUCGAGAAACUUUUUGCUGGACUCUCACAGGCUUAUUAUUCAUCAGAUCGAUUACUCGUCGGUUUACUUCGUCUCAUUGGAUAUUACGAAGAUGCAGAGCAUUCGAGAUUUUGUCUAUUAUUUGCUUUACCCACAAAUUUUGGACCAAUGGACAUUCAAAGCCCAACUUUACAGAUGCCCAUAAUAAGCUCCUUGUCUGAGCUUUUGAUCAGUCCUGCAUUCGAACCCAACCUAGAGGUCAAGUACAGGUUGGCCUACAACAUAGCCAAUGCUGUGUUUGAUCUACACUCAAAAGGCAUUGUUCAUGGCAAUCUACUUCCUUCCAAUGUUCUCUUCAUUGAACAUCCUACCCCACCACGCGCUUUUGAUUUGACCCAGGUCAAUAUGCGGCAAUCAUAUCUAGGCUCCUAUGAUUUAUUUUCGGAUACAGCUACGGACUCCGGUCCAAGUUUUGACUCUGCUAGUAUGUUGUACAAGCAUCCCCUGGAUCCGAGGAGUACCAAAUAUACCAAUCUAUCUCAAGAAAGUAAAUCCUUGGAUUUAUACAGUCUUGCGAUGAUUCUUCUCGAAAUUGGUCUAUGGAGUUCUUUAUCCGAACUUUUUCCAAGGGCAUCCCAAGUCCCUUCAAACCCUACUGAAGUUCUCAAACGUCUCGCAUCUAGAUGUGGAAAUAUCUAUGUCAAAGCAGUGAAAGCGUGUUUGAGUGCUCCUGAAGGAGAACUUUCACGAAAAGCAAGACCAGAUGUUAUGCAUCAAAAAGUCUUUUGGCGUGUAUCGAAAGCACUCAAUACUUGUUGUUCACUUGACGAUGUUUCGGAUGAUGAUAGUGAAAGAAGUGAUGAGCCAUCACUCGUACCUACACCUGUAAAGAUUGAAGUCCCAUCUUCUUCUAUCAAGGGAUAUCGUGAACGAAGAGAUGCAAAGAUUGAUAUUACUGCUCCUCAAGAACCAGAAAUCAAUUGGGGCGAGAAACCGAUCCGUGAAAAAUCGCCUCAAAAAGCUACUGUUGAGUGGCCAGAAAAGAAAUCUUCUGCCAUUGAACCUAUCAAGUCGAAACCCAAGCUCAAGACGUUCCCCGCUAUUCGGAUUAGUCAGGAGCAUAUCAAUUUGUGGCAUACAAAUAUUAUGCCACACGUCAACCACGUGCUUCGAAGUUUUUAUAAAAAAUAUCCCGAAUCAGUCGAAAUCUCUCUCGAAUCAGUUGGUGAAUCGUCUACGAAAACGAAACCUACCAUUCUCGUCAUAUGUACAAGUGUCAAUAAGGUUCGAAGUAUAUUGAAGAAGAGUCUUGUUUAUGACAAAGCUACAUAUGGCUUGAAAGUUUGUCGUGGAAAGGUUGUAAGAGCGAGAAAUGGUGGUGUAAAGAGAAGCAUGGCACAUGGUGAUGAGCUUGAAGCGAAGAAUACUGAACAUCAAGAACGUCCCAAGAAUGGUGCUAGUAUGGGGGCAUAUAUCAAUGAUCAUCAUCUUCCACCUGUUUCCUUUGGAGGUCUCGUUACAGUUGAUGACAGACCUUAUGGAAUGUCUGUUCAUCAUAUGUUAGAUGAUCCUUCUGACAACGAUGAAGAAGAACAAGUUCAACCAUCAAAACCAAUUCUCCGCUCUUCAGCUCGCCCUCAAGCCCUUCCUCAGUACCUUGAAAUGCCAGAUUUAACACACUCGGAUACAUCUUACUACUCGAGCGGUGAUGAAGAAUACAAUUACAGUUUUACAGAUUAUUCAUCUUCUGGCUCAUCAUUCGAUUCCGACUCAUCUCCUUAUGCCUCAGAGGAUGAAGAUGAUUCCGAUGGCGAAUUCCCUACUCUUGAACCAGGAGAUAUUCCUCCUAUUCCGGUCUCUUCAUCAAACGUUCACAAUUAUCCAAUCACUCAACCAGCUAUCGAUGACAUUGAUCCUGAUUUUUAUCCUGAUCCCGAAACUAGAGAUGAGGAUCAUUUAGAUUCAUGCUUGCUGGGCAGUGUUUAUACAAGUUCCGGAAUCCGUCGAUUAGCUCAUGAAAAUAUAACUCAUGAAAUUGAUUGGUGUCUUUUCGAAUUUGAAGAACAUCGUCUACCAGAUCUUUCUUCCUCAAUGUCUCUAACAACACAACCGACAGGCGUAGUACCUUUAACAGAUCUUCCAGAUCUACCAGUGAAAUGUACAGCUAGAACAAGUGGUACGCAAACUGGACGGAUACUUCCUUCAAUGUCUAUUCUCAAAAUUUUUGGUCGGAAAACUCCAUCUAUGAGUUGGCAAGUCGCGGGUAAAAUUGGGGUUCCAGGUGAUAGUGGAGCAUGGGUUUUAGAACGAGGAGAUGAUAUCAGUACAGGACCAGGCAAUAGUAGUGGAAGAAUUGCUGGUAGUGUAUUAGCAUGGAGUCAACGCAGAAACGUCGGAUACAUUUGUCCCAUGUGGAUUAGUGUCUUGGAUAUGGCAAAUUCUUUGAAUUGUGAAAAUAUUGGAUUGCCAGGUGUUGAGAUACCUAUUUGGAGUAAGGUUUCUGCAAGAAGGGAAAGAGACACUAUCUCGCCUGUUCUUAAGAAAGCCUUUAGUUUUACGAGUGACAGGAAUAUUGGUGGUUGGGAUAGUGAAGACGAAACACAUAAUUUGGGAGACAGUAAACCUCAAAGUGGAAGUUAUCCAGUGGUCAUCGAUGAUGAUCUUGCGGAUGAUGAAGAUGAAUUAUCGGGAGUUUUAGGAAAUGUAAAACAUGUGGGAUCGGAUCAUGAGUUUGAAUAUGCAGAUCAUGAUGAGUAUGAUGAUGAUGAUGAAUCUUAUGAUGAGGAAGAAGAGAGGGAAUAUUGGAGUCGCUUCAAAGCCGCAAGUGUUAGUCCGGAACGGGUAAAGGGAAAAGAUGCAAAUGAUGAGCAUGAAUAUCGACAUGAGCUGGCGGGUGACGAGCAUCAAUGUCGACAUGAGUUUGCGAAUCAUGAGCAUCAAUAUCGAAAUGAGUUUGCAAAUGAAUACGAUCCAAAUCCUCAAGGGAUUGAAUAUCAACAUUCGCAUGAAAAAGAAGUUUUGAUCUCAAGCGAAGAAGAACCAGAACUUUUAGCUACACUCGGUCAACCUUCACGAAGAGGAAGAGGAUUUGGAGUCAGAACUUUUAGUGGUGAUAAGAGUUUGGAAAUCGAUAUGAUGGUAGGAGGACUCAAAGGUCUGAAUAUUGAUGGGAAUACAAUGCCAGGGGAAAAUACAGUCUUUAGUAUGGAUGGAAGUGCGAUUGGAGAUUUUACGGUUGGUGGAGCGGGAGAAUUUGAUGUGGGGGGAAGUGGACAGAGGAGGGAAACGAGGAGUAGGGGAAGUGGGAGUGCGCAUUCGGGAACGGGGAGUUUGGGAAGUUUGAAUGGGAUGGUGCAGGGCGGUGGGAAUCGGCAACGGGUUGGGGUUAGGAGUUAG